Messenger RNA from Papaver somniferum (opium poppy), 1077 nucleotides. RefSeq lists its product as uncharacterized. Lineage: Eukaryota; Viridiplantae; Streptophyta; Magnoliopsida; Ranunculales; Papaveraceae. The record is from RefSeq and is a predicted model, not a curated record. The coding region runs from base 1 to 1077 and encodes 358 amino acids. The transcript is spliced from 4 exons.
AUGGACAUUAUUUCUUUGGAAAAGGAGUUUUCUGAGGAGGAGGUGAAAAAUGUGAUGGAUCAUUUUGGUGUUAACAAAAGCACGGGUCCAGAUGGCUUUGCAAUGGAGUUUUAUAAACAUGCGUGGGAGGGUAGGCAGAUACAUGAUACAGUUUUAAUUGCAUCUGAGAUAAUAGAUUCAAUAGUAAGGUCCCAAGAAACUGGUCUUAUAUGUAAAGUGGACUUUGAAAAGGCGUUUGAUAAUGUGAAUUGGGGUUGUGUGGAUAUUACUCUUGAUAGGUUUGAAUUUGGACAUAAAUGGAGAAGUUGUAUUAAAUGGUGUGUUACCACACCUAGAUUUGUUGUUUUUCUUAAGGGUGAAGCAACUAAUUUGUUCCGAAGUCAGAAAGGAAUCAGACAAGGAGAUCCGAUUUCGCCUUUUUUGUUCAUUCUAGUUGUUGGGGUGCUUUCUUUGAUGUUUAAAUCAGCUGCAGAUCAAGGUUUGAUUUCAGGAUUCAAAGUGGCGGCACAAGUAACAGUAAUAACCCAAUUAAAAUUUUCUAAUGAUCAUAUAGUCUUUUUAGAAGACAAUGAGAUGCAGAUGCACAAUGGAGAAAUUUGUGCUAAGAUUUUUGAAUGUUCCUCUUCUCAACUUCCUUUGAAUUAUCUGGGAAUUCAGUUAGGAAGAAAAUCUUGUUGUAGAUUACUAUGGAAUGAGGUAGUUCAAAAGUUUCAGCAGAAGUCUAUCAGAACAAUAGGAAGGAGUCUCUGGAUCGGCAUUCUAAAGACAAGGGACUUAACUAAAUACGGUACUUCUUUGAUUAUAAGGAAUGGUGCUGGUAUUUACUUUUGGGAGGAUAUUUGGGUAGGUGAACAGACUCUAAAGCAGAUUUUUCCAAGCUUGUUCAAAAUAUCAAAAGGUAAAAAGCUUACUGUCAAGGAAAUGGUGUCAGACCAAGGUGCGUGGAAUUUACAGUUUGUAAGGACGUUGAAUGAGCUGGAAUUGCAAGAAGUUAUUCAGUUGUUGCAGGUUAUAGGUGACCCUAAUGCUAUACUAUCUGCUGCUAGUGAUGAUAGGCACAGGAGAUAUGGAGAUUGA